Molecule: messenger RNA, 1455 nt
Organism: Striga hermonthica
Lineage: Eukaryota; Viridiplantae; Streptophyta; Magnoliopsida; Lamiales; Orobanchaceae
Source: the annotation of a GenBank genome assembly
AUGGACCAAGCCACACCCCCACCGGAGCACAAAACCCUCCUUUUCACCGAGCUGAAAACACAGUGGCUCAUCACAACUCCCUUAAUCUGCAUGAACCUCACCUGGUUCGCCAAGAUCGCCAUCACCACCGCCUUCCUCGGCCGCCUCGGCGAGCUGCCCCUCGCCGGUGGCACCCUCGGCUUCACCUUCGCCAACGUCACCGGAUUUUCCAUUCUCAACGGGCUUUGUGGGGCCAUGGAGCCCAUCUGCGGCCAGGCCUUCGGCGCAAAGAACUUCAAACUCCUCCACAAGACCCUCGUCAUGUCAAUUUCUCUUCUGUUGAUGUCCUCAAUCCCCAUCUCUAUACUAUGGAUCAACGUCGACAGAAUCCUUAUUCAGUUCGGCCAGCAACACGAAAUCGCGUCACUCGCCGGAGAUUAUCUUCUCUACAUGCUCCCCGACUUGAUCGCGAUCUCGUUUUUGUGUCCCCUGAAAACCUACCUGAGCACGCAGAACGUGACGGUCCCGAUCAUGAUUGCCUCGGCUCUGGCUACCGUCCUUCACGUGCCGGCUAAUAUUUUCCUUUCCCGAGCAAUGGGCCUCCGCGGGGUCUCGGUUGCUGUAUGGGCAACUGAUUUUGUGGUCGUGGCCUUCCUCGGCGCAUACGUUUUGGCUUCCGAAAUGAAAAAAGGCGGGAAAUGGGACGAGGGGGGAUGGUGGGACCAUAAGACUGGCGACUGGUCGAGGUUGUUCGGGCUUUGCGGGCCGUGCUGCCUCACGACGUGCCUCGAGUGGUGGUGCUACGAGAUCAUGGUUUUGAUAACCGGCCGCCUCCCGAGCCCGGCCCAGUCGUUGGGUACCUUGGCCAUCGUCCUCAACUUCGACUACCUCGUCUUCUCGUUCAUGUUGUCCGCCGCCACGUGUGCGUCGGUCCGCGUGGCGAACGAGGUCGGAGGGGGGCGGGCGGGCCGGGCCCGCCUCUCGGCCCGAGUCUGUCUUGCUGUCGGGGCGGCGGCGGGGGUCGCCGGAGGGGCAGCAACGGCGACGGCGGGUGGGUGGUGGGGACCGCUGUACAGCCGGGACGGAGGGGUGGUGGGGAAGGUGAGGAGGGUGAUGCCGGUGAUGGCGGCGGUGGAGGUGGUCAACUUCCCGUUGGCGGUGUGCGGUGGGAUUUUGAGGGGGACGGCGAAGCCGUGGCUAGGGACUUACGCGAAUAUAUUCGGGUUUUAUGUGGUGGCGCUGCCGGUUGGGGUGGUGCUGGGGUUUAGGGUGGGGAUGGGGUUGGAGGGUUUGUUGUUGGGGUUUGUGGGAGGGGUUACGGCGUGUUUUGCGGUGCUGUUGGUGUUCGUUGCUAGGAUUGAUUGGGACGAUGAGGUGGAUAAGGCGAGAAGACGAGUGGAGAUUAGUGAUCGGGAUAGUGAAGAAGGGGAAGACGAGAUCAGGAACGGGAAACAGUCGGGCGAGGUUAUGACGUGA